UGACAAAUUUCGAGCAAGGCUUGUUGCUAAGGUUCAUACCCAACGGAAAGGAGUUGACUAUCAAGAUACUUUUGCCCCAGUUAUCAAAAUGACAACAAUGAGAAUUUUUUUUGCCAUUGCUUAGAGGAACUGGCAUAUUCACCAAUUAGAUGUGAAUAAUGCCUUUCUCCAUGGAGAUUUGCAGGAAGAGGUCUAUAUGACUCUACCUAAAGAAUUUUCUCCUCCCCCUAGCUUUACAAAUCCUGUUUGCAUACUUAAAAAGUCGCUUUAUGGAAUGAUGCAAGCUUCCAGGAAAUGGUUUUCUAAGCUAACCGACAAGUUGAUAAGCUACAAGUACAUUCAGAGCCAAGUUGACCACUUCCUUUUCUAUAAGGUUACAGAAACAAUGACUUGUGCUUGGUGGCAAUGACUUGCCUGAGAUUGAAGCUUUGAAGACAGCAUUACAUACUGAAUUUAGCAUCGAAGACAUGGGUGACAUGAAGAAAUGCAUCUGGCAUUCAUGUUUCACAAAGAAAGUACACUCUUAAAAUUAUUGAAGAAGCACAACUCCGUGAUUCUAAGACACUCACCACCCCUAUGGAUUAAAAAUUGCAUCUCUCAAGUGAUUGCUCCUCACCAUAUGAAGAUCCUGAAUUCUACAGAACACUUGUUGGCAAGCUCAUUUAUCUUGCCACUAGAAGACCAAACAUAAGCUAUGCUACACAACAACUUAGUCAGUACAUGGCUAAUCCCAACGUUCUCCAUUUCAAAGCAGUUCAGAUAAUCAUUUGUUACCUCAAAUGUGCUCCUGCAACAGGACUCUUCUUUUCCAGCAAUGGCUCUUUUCACUUAAAAGCCUUCUCUGAUUCAAACUAGGAAACUUGUGUUGACACCAGGUGAUCCAUCUCUGGCUAUGCCAUUUAUCUUUGAUAUUUUCUUGUCUCUUGGAAGUGCAAGAAACAGAAGACUAUGUCACGAUCUUCAUGUGAGGCAGAAUACCGAGCACUUGAAUUCACCUCCUGCGAGAUACAGUGGCUUCUUUACUUGCUUCGUGAUUUUCAGGUACCUCACCAUCAACCAACAACCCUUUUCUGUGACAAUCAAAGUACCAUUUACAUUGCUCAAAAUCCAACCUUUCAUGAGCGCACAAAGCAUGUUGAAUUGGAUUGUCACCUUGUUCGUGAAAAGCUGUUCAGUCGCACGAUCAAGCUCCUUCAUGUUUCCAGCACUCACCAGUUGGCAGAUUUGUUCACAAACCUUUAUCACCAGCUCCAUUACGUUUUGUCAUCUCCAAGCUCGGUGUGCGCGAUCUCUACCAACCAGCUUGCCGUGGGGGGGGGGGGGGGGGUAACACCAAAGGGUUUCAAAUUCCCUUUUGAUUUCAAUGUGACCGUUGAGACCAAUGAUUUGAAACUUCUCAAUCCGAACCUUUUAUUAAAAACGUGUUUGUUCUGCUUCUCUUGUUUUUGGCCAUCGUUUACUUCACAGCCAAGACAUGCUUAGUUUCCUUUUCAAGCAAACCAAGAAAUGUAUGCUCUGGUUUCUUUCUUGUUUUCUUCUGCGAUGGCUGUAAUAUAUAAACACAAGUGAAUCAAUGAGAAACUCAAGCCUUAUGGUUUCAAUUGUUGUUAGGUUCAAUGUUGUGAGAACUGCAUAGAUUGAUCACCAAACUAACUAUAAGGAACACUAAAUAGAACAUAACUCAUAUAAUUAAGACAAUGUUAAUGUCAAUGUUACCCAUGUAUGUUAUCUUCUCUUAAUUCAAUCAAAAUUUUUGUGGUUACUCUUAGGCUUGAUAGUCAGUUAAAUGGUUAUCAUUGUCAAAAAAAAGUUAAGAUGUUAAAGUAGAUAAAGAGUUUUGUUUGCAUUUUUUUCUAGAAUGAUAGUAGGGCAAACCUCAAUGAUGUCAUUGAGUACAAACGAGAGUGUAAUGUAACAUUUUAGACAAAUUCUACAUUGACAACACUGAAAAAUUCAUUAGUCGUUAAUUUUUUUUUGGUAAGAAUCAUCGAUAUUUAAUUACGGCUAACCAAUUCAUUCUUUGAUUGAUGAUUUUGGCGCCUACCGAUUUGGUACUUCAACCAAAAUAAAACCCGUGAACACCCCAUUCCUGAUCAUAUAAUAUUUUUUUCCUCCAUUUUUACGUUGAUUUGAAGAUACUUUUUCUGUAGAUGAAUCAUGAGAUGUAAAACUUGCAGCGAUGAAGAACCAAAACAAAAUGAAAUUUUUUGUAUAGAUAUAAAUGGACAAAAAAUGAGAAGCACUGAAUGCUUAUGUCGUGCAAGGAAUCAUGUUGGCAACUACCUUGUGGCAACUAGGUUGAGAAGCAAGCUUAGUCUUCAUUUCAAUGAGUGUUUUCUUUGGAGGUCGUGUUGUUGGCAUGUAUCCAUUUUUUUCUCCAGUGUUGGCUUUGAUGUAUGGAACUGGUUUCCUGUUUUGUAGGAAAACUCAAUUGUAGGAGAAACAAAUUGUUGGUGUUGACUCACUGUAGCAGUAACAUUUGCUGCCACUACAAGAAAAUGGAGAUAUAGCGAUACAUAUUAGAGGCACAUUAUAUAUUAGCCUCUGAAAUAAAAUUAUCAGUGACAAUUAUAAUAUGUCCCUGUAUAUGACACUAUUUGUUGCUAAUUGGUUUUUUUUUAUAAAAAAUUGUUUCGACCAAGUUAGUGGAUCACCUUAAGAGGCCGUUAUUUUAUUUGGAGGUGAAGAUUAGUAACUUGGUGGUAAGAGUGAUCUUACUCCGGGAAAAUAUGUCCUCCAAAUAUUUUCAUGGUUCAAAUUGUUAAACUUAGUACCAAUUGAUUUUUCUAGAGAGAACUCCCUCGCCAGUCCCUUUAUCAUGUUGGAUUGUCAGGCUAGCUUGUGCCAAGGUCAUUUUAACAUAAUUUAAAAAAUGUUGCAAGAUUGUAGAGCUUUUUGAUGUUAUGUUAACAAGCUAACAUCGUUUUAUCUAUUAUCAGGUUUCAUUGCCUCAUAGCGAGGAACUUUUGAUACUAUAACUCGCUAAUUUGGCUCUUUUCCCCUCAUAGUGUUACAGUAUGUAUGAAGUUCUAUUUCUGCACUUCAACAAUAUCUAUACUUUUAAUCUAGUUGUUGUUUUACUGGUUACAUUUAUGUUAUUGUCUUGGAUGAAGAAAAGUGAUCAUUGAUCUUGUUCCUAGGCAUUCUCUUUGAUUUUCGGUGGGCAGGAAAAAACAAGUGUUGGGUAUGAGUACCAAAGAGGCUCAUUGAGAAGAAGAGCAUAAUGACAUGAAGGGUUGAAGGAGAUGAGGGUCUUAUGAUAUGAUCCAAAUUGGAUCAAUUCACAAUCCACAAUUGUUUGCCAAAGAAGACAUCUCAACUCACAUGAAAAAUUCUAUAUUUUGGUAAAGUGUUGGAACAGUUUCGAGAUUCCCACUUUGGAGGCAUGGUUCUCACAAUUGGAUUGAUGAAAAUUCAAUUAAGUGCUUUUAUUGAAGAUGGAACGUUUAUCUACACAUUGGUAUGCUUGGUUUCUCAAGGAGAAGUCGGGAAGGUUAUUUUCCAAGCUCACCAAAAGCCUAUGUCAAAAAUAGAAAACUGCCAGAAAAUGGCCAAGUCAGAAAACUGUUUUGUGAAGCCUACUUUGGAGCUCAAUUCAAGGAUCUUGGAUCUCAAAUGCUUCCACAACAUUAAAUUAUGUAUGUUUAUCUACCAAGGGAAGGAAUUGGAUGAAAGAUUGGAGUUCUGGAAGGCCUCGAACGAAUGGCACAAAGUUAGUACGAAAGCUGUUUUUGGACUGUUAGCUGACAACUUACUUGUGCUUCAAGAAAGGAAGUUUGAGUCUGAAUUUUGUAACCUUUUUAGGGUAGAAUUUUACCUUAUUUGUUUCCAAGUUACAUUAGGUUUUUAUUAGGUUUGUAUUGCCUUUAAAUAGCUUUCAAAUUCACGUUGUAAAGUAGACUUUGUUGAAUAGAAAUCGAAACCGUUUGGUUUGUGCAAGUUGUGGCUUGUUUUGGGUUUGGUGGAUUUCAAACUUGUUGUGCUUGUGUAUCGAUUGAAUAGUACCUUCAAUCGUGGUCGAGCAAAUACUCUUUUAUACCAUAGGAGCUUUCCUCAGGUGUGGAAUUGUCCGUUGGUUCCGUUUUAUCCCAAUUUCGUAUUAAGAACGCGUCGUUCUUGAUUCGAGUUCAAUCAAUCUUCUGAUUGAUUGUUUGCUGCUUUACUUUGAUAAUAUACACCCCCAGGGGUGUAUUAAGUGGUAUCAGAGCCUGGUUCUACACAAGGGCGAAGGAGAAGAAGCAAUCGACUACAUCUGUACAAGCCAACUUCGUGUUCAAAUAGGGCAGCCUCUGUACGUACCCUGAAGCUGUUGUUUCUUGUGAAAUCGCGAUGGAAAACUCCCUUCUAGCAAAGGAUUUGGUAGAGGGCAGUACCGAGGAGCAGCAGGCACAAGUUCAAGGCCAAAAGAAGCAGCCAACAGUCGUCAUCAAGCAUCUUGAAUCCGACAAACAAAGAGACCACCUUUUUCAUACACGAUGCAAUGUCAAUGGCAAAAUAGCAUCCUUGGUGAUCGAUGGAGGAAGUUGUGCAAAUUUGAAAGUAUUUAUGCAGUACAAAAGCUGGAAUUGGAGACACAGAAGCAACCCAAACCUUAUCACCUCAACUGGCUCAACGAGCAUGGAGUCUUGAAGGUCAACAAACAGGUGACAAUCGAAUUCAGCAUUGGUAAGUACCGAGACACAGUUCUCCGUGACGCAGUUCGAAUGCAAAACGUUCAUAUUAUGUUGGGUAGGACUUGGCAAUUUGACAGAAGGGUUAUCCAUGAUGGUUGGGAGAACUCAUACACGUUCAAACAUGAAGGCAAGAAGAUCAAAUUGAAGCCUAUGAGCCCGACGAAGUUUAUGCCGAUCUCAAGACAAUGGAGGAGAAUAGGAAUGAGGGAAAGAGCGUUCAAUCUCAGUUGUGGGUUAAGAGACCCCUUGGCUUCAAUUUCAUGAGCUUAAGGAUGCCUCAGAAGGAAGAUUUCUUACCUGAACUCCCUGCCAGAACGUCCCCUGUUCUGUUUCCCCAAAACAGAGCUCCGUGCUACGGCGCCUUGACGAUGAAGGAGGAGGAGGAGGAGGAAUGUGGAAACACGAGAUCGGCACAUAAUUUUUUCAAAAGGAUGGGGGAACGACUAAGAUUCAAGAGGAAGCUCUAUAGAGGGCUGAAACUGAUCGAACGCCUCCAACGACUAGCAUUCAAGAACUCACCCAUGUUCCCGCAAAAUAGAGCUAAAGAGAGAACGGAUUGGUCGGGACACUGGGGAGUGCAUCGAGACUCGCCGCCAAUGCCGAGAAAUUCCUUUCGACCUUGGGAACAUUACUAGUAGCUCCAACGGAAUAUGAAUUGAUGGAAAUUGCCACUUUGAAUUCGCCAGCAACAUCUCCGUUUGUGACAAAGAAGGGCGAUCAAGACCCCUUAUUAUGCAGGGUUCUCGAGCUCAAUUCGAGUCGUAUUCGUGCUGCAAAACCAUCAAGGGAUGGGAUUGUGUAGGAUCGUUCAAUUGGCUGCGAAGACCCCUGGAUCACAAAGCUCAAUUCGCAAAUUUCGGGUCCAAACGUGAAACACAACGAAGGUGAAAAGGGAGAGUUGGUUGUGGAGUUCGGGAGUGAAUUGGACCAAGCUAGAGAUGUAGAAUCAUUAAUGGAGGUCAAAGGAAGGUGUGUGAGCGAUCAAUUCAUCUCAGCAAUGUCAGGAUAAAACCCCCCUAAUUUUCAUUUUGGCUCGCUCGAUUCUGGGUUUCGCUCGCCGCAAUCUGGAAAAUUCAAAUCUUCCGACGGUGGGAAACAAGGGACUUCCAAUUGGAAACGAAUUGGACGCAUUCGAAGCAAUGUAAUGACUGGAAUAGGCACCUGGGAUCCAGGCGAGUCGAUUGUGAGUGCUGAAUUGGAUCGAGGAUGCUUCGAGAAGAAACGCCUAAAUUUGGAGUGCUCGCCGAAAACCUUGAAGUUGCCGGAUUCUGGGAUUUUAACACCGGAAACUGGAAAAUUGGAGCCAAGUGAUUUGUGUUCAAUUGAGCAAAUUGUUUGCGUGGGAGAGUCCAUUGGAGUCUCACUAACAUCAUAGCAUUCGAAUCGUGGAAGACAGCAGCAAGAUCAAGGAUCGAUUGCUGGGGUAUAAAGAGAGUUUGAUUAUGUGCUUUCUUUUUUCUGAGAGGCAUUGUUGGGGUAUAAAGAGAGAAUGAAAACACGACUUGGGUGCACUAAUGAACAAACUUAAUAGCAUGCAUAAAAACUCUAGAGCAAUAAAUGGUACCUAAGAGACACCAAAAUGAAGAAUGCCUUAGCCACCAAUGGUUGCUACGCACCUGCAUACAUAAAUGGUGGUAAUAAAUUUGUCAUUUCACA
Linum trigynum is the source of this 6329-nucleotide messenger RNA. NCBI's taxonomy places the organism in Eukaryota, Viridiplantae, Streptophyta, Magnoliopsida, Malpighiales, Linaceae. The record is from the annotation of a GenBank genome assembly.